Antechinus flavipes (yellow-footed antechinus) is the source of this 3737-nucleotide messenger RNA. It is a transcript of the gene SEMA6C, whose product is annotated as semaphorin 6C. Lineage: Eukaryota; Metazoa; Chordata; Mammalia; Dasyuromorphia; Dasyuridae. Gene Ontology annotation, biological process: negative chemotaxis; positive regulation of cell migration; axon guidance. Gene Ontology annotation, molecular function: chemorepellent activity; semaphorin receptor binding. The coding region runs from base 344 to 3268 and encodes 974 amino acids. The record is from RefSeq and is a predicted model, not a curated record. The transcript is spliced from 19 exons.
CCUGCGGGAGGGGCGGCGGAGGCCAGGGCCGAGAGCUCCGGGCGGUCGCAUUGUUUUCCUCCGCGGAGCCGCGGCCAGAGUGGUCUCUGCGGUUCGAACCCUGACUCGCGAAACCCGGGAGCCCGACCGGAGACCCCAGCUCCCGGACGCCGGCCCCUUCCUCCCAACUCGAGACCUUCUUCCUGUCCCCCGGGAUCCCCGCUCCAGUUCCCCCAAAAGCUGGGAUCCCCGAGCCCCGGACUCUCGAGCCCACGGCCGCCGCCUCCAUCCCGCAAACCUGGCUUCCAGGGCUUGACAUAUGGGUGAGAGAGUGCCACCUGAGGCCUGAGCUGGCCUGCCCAGGAUGCCCCGGGGCCCUCCCCUCACCCCUCUGCCGCUCCUGUUCCUGCUGCUCUCCACUCCCUGCACCGGGGCCACCUUCCCCCAGGAUCCCCUCCCCCUGGCAACCUCUGACCUCCAAGGCCUGCCGCCCCUCUCCUGGUUCCGGGGCUUGGAGGACGAUGCUGUGGCGGGAGAGCUGGGUCUGGACUUCCAGCGGUUCCUGAUCCUGAACCGGACGCUGCUGGUGGCCGCCCGGGAUCAUGUUUUCUCCUUUGAUCUUCAAGCUCAAGACUGGGAAGGGCUGGUCCCAGACAAGUAUCUGACAUGGAGGAGUCAGGACGUGGAGAACUGCGCCGUGCGAGGGAAGCUGAGGGACGAGUGCUACAACUACAUCCGUGUCCUCGUUCCCCGGGACUCCCGGACCCUCCUUGCCUGCGGGACAAAUUCAUUCAGCCCCAUGUGCCGCAGCUAUGGGAUCUCUUCCCUGCAGCAGGAGGGCGAGGAGCUGAGUGGGCAAGCUCGCUGCCCCUUUGAUGCCACACAGUCCACUGUCGCCAUCUUUGCAGAGGGCAGCCUCUACUCCGCCACGGCCGCAGAUUUUCAGGCCAGCGACGCUGUGGUUUACCGGAGCUUCGGCCCCCAGCCCCCUCUCCGCUCCGCCAAGUACGACUCCAAGUGGCUCCGAGAGCCGCACUUUGUCCAUGCCGUGGAGCACAGGGACCACGUUUACUUCUUUUUCCGAGAAGUCUCUGUGGAGGACGCUCGGCUGGGACGGGUGCAGUUCUCUCGGGUGGCCCGCGUGUGUAAGCGGGACGUCGGCGGCUCCCCCCGGGCCCUGGACCGACACUGGACGUCUUUUCUGAAGCUUCGGCUCAACUGCUCUGUGCCGGGGGACUCCACCUUCUACUUCGACGCGCUGCAGGCCCUGACCGGGCCGGUCCCUCUGCACGGCCGCCCUGCUCUUUUCGGGGUCUUCACCACGCAGACCAACAGCAUCCCUGGUUCUGCUGUCUGUGCCUUCUACCUGGAUGACGUUGAACAUGGAUUUGAGGGCAAGUUCAAGGAGCAGAGGAGCCCAGAUGGAGCCUGGACUCCUGUGCCUGAGGACAGGGUCCCCUCCCCCAGGCCAGGGUCCUGUGCAGGGCUGGGUAGAGCGGCUUCAUUUCCUUCUUCCCGGGAUCUCCCUGACGAAGUCCUGACUUUCAUCAAGGCUCACCCUCUUCUGGAUCCCGCUGUGCCCCCCGCCACCCACCGGCCCCUUCUCACUCGAACUGGCAGAGCCCUGCUGACCCAGGUGGCUGUGGAUGGAACAGCUGGUCGCCAUGGCAACACCACUGUCCUCUUCUUGGGGACUGAAGAUGGGACGGUCCUGAAGGUGCUCCCCCCCGGAGGGGGGCGUGGGAACACUGAGCCCAUCUUGCUGGAGGAGAUUGAUACCUACAGCUCUCCCCGGUGUGGCGGGAAGCGCUCAGCACAGUUGGCCCGACGGGUUCUUGGGCUGGAGCUGGAUCCCGACGGCCACAGGCUCUUCGUAGCCUUCUCGGGCUGUGUGGUCCACGUGCCUCUCAGUCGGUGUACCCGGCAUGGGGCUUGUCAGAGAAGCUGUCUCGACUCUCAGGACCCCUACUGUGGGUGGGAAAGCUUCAAAGGCUGCGUGGAUGUCAGGGGACCCGGCUGGACUGACCUGGAGCAGGAUGGGGACGAGGAGGUCAUGGAUCAGGGAGACUGCCAUGAUGGGGCCACUGGGAGUCACUCCGGGCCAGGGGAUUCUGCCUACGAGCCUCUGGGUCCCAGCCCUCCCCCUGAGGCCCCCAGUCCCCCCAAUGAUGCCCACCCCUGGUCCCCGCCCUCCACUCUUCGGGCUCACCUAGAGGGUAAGGCAGGUGUCCGCCGAGACCCGCCCCCAGCCUCAGCUCCCGCCACGGUCCCGGUGCCGCUGCUCCUGGCCAGCGUGGCCGCGGCCUUCGCGCUGGGGGCCUCCGUGUCCGGGUUCCUGGUCUCCUGUGCUUGCCGCCGAGCCUAUCGCCGCAAUCCCAGGGGAAACAAGGAGGCCGAGAGCCCCGGACUGCCCCGGCCCCUCUCCCUGCGAAGUCUGGCCCGGCUGCACGGUGGGGGUCCCGACGCCCCACCCCCCGCCAAGGACGGGGACUCCCCCGCCGUGCCCCAGCUCUACACCACCUUCCUCCCCCCCAGCGAGGCCAUGCCGGCCCCAGAGCUGGCCUGCCUGCCCACCCCCGAGUCCACCCCCGAGCUUCCAGUCAAGAAACUCCAAGCAGUGCAGGGGCCCUGGGAGUGGAACCACAACGGGAACAACGCGGCGGACAGCUCGGCGCCCUCCCGAGGCGGCUCGGGCCCCGCCCCCAGGGUGCUGGUGAGGCCGCCCCCGCCCGGCUGUCCUGGUCAGGCUGUGGAAGUGACCACCUUAGAGGAGCUGCUCCGCUACCUCCAUGCUCCCCAGCCUCCCCGGAAGGGGACAGACCCCCUGCCCCCAACUAGCCCCUGUGCCCCUCUCCCCUUGGCUGCCCGGGGGCAGCCCCGAGCCCCCCCUCCAGAGCCAGCCCACACUCUCUUUUCUGGCUCCUCCCCACUCCCCCGUGACUGCACCCCUCCCCUCCGCCUGGACAUCCCCCCUGAUGGCAAGUGCGCAGCCCCAUCCCGCCCCCCCCUCUCUGCCCCUGCUCCCCGCCUCGGGAUUGGAGGUACCCGGGGUCUCUCUCCCUCUCCACACCGGGGCCCUCCGGGCCUGCUGACUCGCGUCCCCUCAGUGGGAACCUCAAGAUAUUCUGGGGGUCAUGGAAGGUACCCUCUGUACCUUGGCCGGCCUGAGGGAUACAGGGGACGAGCUCUGAAGAGGGUCGACGUGGAGAAGCCCCAGCUGCCCCCUAAGGCUCCUCUGCUUGUGACCUCCCCCUCUCAAGCCCCCCCUAGUGGCCAUUUUAACUAUUGAGGGUCACUACUCCGUUGAGAGAGGGUGUGCCAGCCAGAGACUUGAAGGGACACGGAACCCGCACUAACGGCGUCCUUCCUGGACUCGGGACCUCUCCUCUUCCCUACUUAUUGCCCAUCUUGGGCUUAUUUAUUGACUCUCAUCGUAGUCUUUUUCCUUGCUCUCCCCCGACUCCAGGGGUUGGGGCCCGGGGAGAGGCCUUGCCUCUCCCUCCCACCACUGUGAGCCAGCCCUACUUAGUGGGAGCUGGCUGGGGCUCCCACCCGUAACUCCUCCAGCCAAGCUGCCUUAGCCCUCCCCCCCAGCUCCUCCAUAGUCUGGGACCCCCAGGCUGGGGACGUCCACGAUUGGGGGAUUGGGGUAGGGUACGUAUGUAUAGUGUACAGGGUUCUCGGGGCUGCCCGAGACAUCAGCACCUCCUACUGUGUAGGAGCCUUCCGUCACCCCAAUACAACGAUGUGCCCCCAGA